AUGCCUAAAUGCGGAGCUUGCGGCAAAUUCCUGUCAAAAGCGGACAGUAUUCGUUGUAAUUGUUCCGCUGCUUUCCACAAGGCAUGUGUAGGGAUUCCAGAAACUUCUUCUGUAAAGGGCGCGUGGGUGUGUCCCGGCUGUAAAAUUAAAAAACCUAGAGAGGACAACACUUCUACUCCUGUGAAGGGACUGACUGACACAUACCAAAGUACUCCUAAUAGUUCUAAUAAUUCAGCGGACAAUACCACAGAGGAACUUAAGGUGGAUCUGGUCCUAGAAAUUAGAUGA
Molecule: messenger RNA, 288 nt
Organism: Parnassius apollo (apollo)
Lineage: Eukaryota; Metazoa; Arthropoda; Insecta; Lepidoptera; Papilionidae
Source: the annotation of a GenBank genome assembly